CCACUAGCAGCACCCUUAUAAGUAGAACCGACCAAAUCAAAAAACCACGCGGCGGUAGCUCACUGUGUCACACCAUCAGGAGGCAUCAUUGAGUCACCCGAAGAAUGCGUAUAUGUGACUUACGAAGCUAUGCCGGACCCGAAUGUGCUGACAGAUACCACAACACAGGCAUUAUUAAGUGAAUUUUUCAGCCAGAUUAAUUAUCGGUUGGAUCUUUUGGAGAAGCGGACAGCAGACAUCGCUACGCAGAACGAAUACAUUCUUUAUGCCUUACGGAACCUAAACUCUAGGAAAGCGACCUUUGAAGAACCUCCAGCAUUCUACUUCAAUCCUAUUGAACGAGAGGAAGAACUCACGAAACUGGAGCUUCAGUUGGCGGAUAACAACUACAGAUCGAAGAUGGUUAAAUGGUUGCGUGUGAAUUGUACCGGCGACUGUGCGGAAAAUCGCAUGUUAGGCAUUCUUGACAUGCUGAUCAGCAAAAAAAUGCAAACGCAAUGCACCUGGACUGGAGCCAGCCGUUUAGGACCAAAACUGGCAAUCAUGCCAAAUCGUAACAUUUUGCAGCUGUUCCAAGAGAUAGGAAGUGACGAUUUGGAAGUAGUUACCCAACAGAAGUUGGCCAGCUUUUUUAUGAAAAAGCUGAAGAACUCCCUUAAACGUCUGGUCGCUACAGGGGAACGCAGAGGAACCAGACAUGUUAGAAAGAAAGCGACUAACAAUCUAACUAGUGGAUCGAAAAUCAGCUCUUGCGCCAAACGAUGCUAUUUAAGGCCAGCAAGAAAAACUUGA
Molecule: messenger RNA, 792 nt
Organism: Wyeomyia smithii (pitcher-plant mosquito)
Lineage: Eukaryota; Metazoa; Arthropoda; Insecta; Diptera; Culicidae
Exons: 2
Coding region: 130-792 (220 amino acids)
Source: RefSeq, a predicted model, not a curated record